AUGAAUUCUGGAGAUUACAACUCCAUAAAUCUUGAUGAAGUUGAAUUCGUCAUCGACGAAACACAAAGUGAUCCAUUCCAGGAUCAUAGUUCAUAUGUAGAGUUUGAAGACAUUUCAACCGAUUUCGGUAAUCCGGAAGGAGGUUUUGCUAGUAGAGAGGACAUGGAUGCUCAUGUAAGAUAUGUUGCUGGCUUGAGGAACGUUACUUUGGCAAUUCGUGAUUCGAAGGGAAAAGACGGCCGACGGCCCAAAGUUCGAUAUUUAUGUAGCCAAGGUGGCGGAUACAGACCAAAAAAGGUUACUGGAACUAGGUCCACUAAAACGACAAAAAAUAAUUAUCCAUUUUGGUUGGACGGAAUGGACUACCCUGGAGGGCGCUGGUACUUUGAAGUCCGGGGGGGGAGACACAACCAUCCAUUCCUGUCUCAUGCUGUGGGAUCUCGUUUAGGUACAAUAUCCCCUAUUCAACUUGAAGUUAUUAGGGAGCAAGAGAAUUUUAAUUUAAGCCCGAGUAAUAUGUUGGUGUCCAUGAAAAGGGCUGAUCCGGAGAACAAAUCGUGUCAGAAACAAGUUUACAAUGCUGUUAGUAAGGUGUGUGCUCAGAAAAGAGAAGGUCGGACCCCGAUGAAUAAUUUCAUCCAUUUACUCAGGCAAUUGAACUACAUAUACGACGUUUGGACUGCUGAUGAAUCUUCCGAACUUGGAGAUAUUGUUUUCUGCCACCCGGCUUCUUUUGUGAUGGUGAAUGUGUAA
This is a messenger RNA of Asparagus officinalis (garden asparagus), 753 nucleotides long. RefSeq lists its product as uncharacterized. Lineage: Eukaryota; Viridiplantae; Streptophyta; Magnoliopsida; Asparagales; Asparagaceae. The transcript has a single exon. The record is from RefSeq and is a predicted model, not a curated record. Bases 1 to 753 code for a protein of 250 amino acids.